AUGCGGAUUCGCCUGAAUAUUAGCUAUGUUGGUCUCCGCUAUCAUCUGAUCCGACGGCCUCGACCGCAUACACAUCGCUCCAUCCUCACCCUCGCAAUCGAAACAUCGUGCGACGACACAUCUGUCGCAGUGCUUGAGAAAAAGACGUCACUAAACGGCCACCGUACUAGUGCCGUGCUUCACUUUCACAAGAAAGUGACCUCUGACAACACCACAUAUCAUGGCGUUCACCCGCUUGUGUCCCUCCAGUCCCAUCAGCAAAAUCUUGCGGGGCUCGUUGAUGAGGCCAUCCACCAUCUCCCUCCUGUUGAAUGCAAGGAUGAGCUUCUAUGUAAAGGGCGACUCGUGACUUGUCCAGGCUGUGGAAAUUCCGGUCGGAUCGUGACCUUUCCAGACGGUGGAAAUUCCGGUCGCAUAUGGACGAGGAGACGGCCAGAUUUCAUCUCCGUCACUCGGGGCCCUGGGAUGCGCUCCAAUCUCUUCACCGGUCUUGACACGGCCAAAGGACUGGCAGCAGCGUGGCAGAUCGACCUUGUAGGGGUCCAUCACAUGCAAGCCCAUGCCCUGACGCCGCGCUUGGUGGCCGCUCUCCAGAAUGCCUACCGGCCCGAAGACCUAGCCGUCCAUGAGAAAUCAGGAGGCGGAAGUCCCGCCAUAGCGAUCCCGAUUCAGCCCGAAUUCCCUUUCCUUUCGGUCCUUGCGUCGGGCGGCCAUACUCUCCUCAUCCAUUCUGCAUCCCUGGCAGAUCACAGGGUGCUUGCAGGUACGAGCGACAUUGCAGUCGGAGAGUGCCUGGACAAGGUUGCGCGCGCCGUUCUGCCUCCUCAAAUAUUGCAGAAUGCGACGACGACGAUGUACGGAGCGCUCCUGGAAGACUUUGCGUUCUCCCAGAAAUUGGCAGGGCAUCACGACAGCGCAACCCCAGAGCCAGAAAUAGCAUCACAGAAACUGGAGAUAGAGGAUAAAUAUCGUUUGGAGAUGAUGACCGCCGGAGAAUAUCACGCAAUCUAUCGAACACGACGGGACUACGGAUACGCAGUGCCCAAAAACCAAGAAGAAGCCCAGAAGCAAAGUACUACAAAAUACGGUUGGGGGUUCAAUCAACCUCUCUCCAAAGCUGCAGGUGGGCUGAAAAGCAAGAGCCUUGAAUUUAGCUUCUCAGGCUUAAUGACCGCCGUCGAACGCGUGGUGCGAUUUCGGGUCGAUCCGCUGACUGGGAAGCUGGGCAAAGUUGAACGGUCGUCAGAGGACACCACCAUGGAAGAGCGCAAGGCCAUGGCUAGGGAAGUUAUGCGUGCUGCAUUCGAGCAUCUUGCUAGCCGAGUUGUGCUAGGGCUGCAGCAAGCGUCUCUGGAGAACCCUGGACCCGAUCGUAUAGAAACGGUCGUUGUGAGUGGCGGCGUUGCCGCAAAUCAGUUCCUCAGACUCAUACUCGCGAGUAUGCUCACUGCUCACGGAUACGCUGGCGUUCGACUAGCAUUUCCUCCACCCAGCCUUUGUACUGACAAUGCUGCAAUGAUAGCCUGGACCGGAAUCGAAAUGUAUGCGGCUGGUCAUAGCUCUCCGUACACCAUCCGAUCGAUUCGCAAAUGGCCUCUUGAUCAGUUGCUCUCGCCACACGAAGACGCUUAG
Molecule: messenger RNA, 1632 nt
Organism: Lindgomyces ingoldianus
Lineage: Eukaryota; Fungi; Ascomycota; Dothideomycetes; Pleosporales; Lindgomycetaceae
Exons: 3
Coding region: 1-1632 (543 amino acids)
Biological process (GO): mitochondrial tRNA threonylcarbamoyladenosine modification
Cellular component (GO): mitochondrion
Source: RefSeq, a predicted model, not a curated record